Prorocentrum cordatum is the source of this 1248-nucleotide messenger RNA. The record is from the annotation of a GenBank genome assembly. Lineage: Eukaryota; Dinophyceae; Prorocentrales; Prorocentraceae.
AGACCACCUUGGCCCAAGGCUUUUGGCACACUGAGCUUCUGCCGCGCACCAUCGGCCUCUGUUGCUCCACUCCUGCCGCGAUGAACCGCGUGCUGCUCUCAGCAUUCGCCGUCCUACUCGCCAGCCGUGGCUGCAUCGCCAGCGGUGAGACCACCACCAUGCAGGACCGCCGCCUGCUGGAGACCACCACGGCCGACGGUGACCCACCCGACGUCACAGGCGCGGCGGCCCGCAGCGGCGGCCUCGGCACCAUGCUCCUGGCGCUCCUCGCGUUCACGUUCGUGGGCAACGCGGCUGGGGCCGCGGUGGAGGAGUCCACCACCAUGGCCAACGAGCGCCGCCUGCUGGAGACCACUACGGCCGACGGCGACCCACCCGACGUCACAGGCGCGGCGGCCCGCAGCGGCGGCCUCGGCACCAUGCUCCUGGCGCUCCUCACCUUCUUGUCGGUGGGCAACGCGGCUGGGGCCGCGGUGGAGGAGUCCACCACCAUGGCCAACGAGCGCCGCCUGCUGGAGACCACUACGGCCGACGGCGACCCACCCGACGUCACAGGCGCGGCGGCCCGCAGCGGCGGCCUCGGCACCAUGCUCCUGGCGCUCCUCACCUUCUUGUCGGUGGGCAACGCGGCUGGGGCCGCGGUGGAGGAGUCCACCACCAUGGCCAACGAGCGCCGCCUGCUGGAGACCACUACGGCCGACGGCGACCCACCCGACGUCACAGGCGCGGCGGCCCGCUCGGCGGUCCAGACGGCGCCGGCCUUCGCCCUUGCUGCGGCGCUCGGUCUUGCAGCCCGGCGCUGAGAUUUGACGGGGCGCUGCCUGCAGAACGAUAAGUUCCAAGCAUGGCCUCUGAACCAGCCUGUAUUUUGAUUGCCGCCGCUGUCACCAGUGCGGCAUCUCCUUUUCCUGACAAGCGUCACUUGCUCCGCCUUUGCUCGGCCCUUGCUGGACAUGUGGCUCUAGAGGAAUUCAAAUCAGGCAGCCCCAGGCGAGGUGGCCCUCGCAAAACCGCGGGCCGCCGGCGCCGGUUUUUCCCCGGGGGCGGCCGAGACAUGCUGUCACCUCCCCGUCGUCCCCCGCCAGGAGUAGCGGGAGGGUGGACCUGGAGUUCCAUGACCGAUUUUGUCUACGGCGUGUGGCCGAGAGGGAUUCAGGCACAGAUCCGCCUGCCUCGUCAAGCGCAGACUUCGGAUGAGCCACAAUACGUGCAGACCACUGGCGCCACCUUGCCCGUCGAAGAGAAACG